Messenger RNA from Lycium ferocissimum, 1225 nucleotides. RefSeq names its product GDSL esterase/lipase At2g24560-like. The record is from RefSeq and is a predicted model, not a curated record. Gene Ontology annotation, molecular function: hydrolase activity, acting on ester bonds. Lineage: Eukaryota; Viridiplantae; Streptophyta; Magnoliopsida; Solanales; Solanaceae. The transcript has 3 exons. The coding region runs from base 65 to 1126 and encodes 353 amino acids.
UGUACAUACCCUCAAGGGAGUUAACUUCAAUAUCUAAGCUUCUUGGCCUAUACUUCAUCCUAAAAUGGUACUAAGAGCUUUCUUCUUCUUCACAAUUUUCUUUUGCAAUAUUAGUAUAAUCACUAGUCAAGCCAUACCAAAAUUCACUUCCAUUCUAGUAUUUGGUGAUUCCACAGUGGAUACUGGUAAUAACAACCACAUACUCACUAUAGCCAAAGGUAAUCAUCCACCAUAUGGUCAAGAUUACCCUAACCAUAUCCCCACGGGCAGAUUUUCCAAUGGAAAAUUAGUGCCAGACAUAUUGGCUAUUUUACUAAAUCUCAAGAAAAAUGGUGUUCCUCCAUACAUGCAGCCAGAUUUACCAACAAAUGAAUUGCUCACUGGAAUUUGCUUUGCAUCAGGUGGGACAGGAUAUGAUGAAUUAACUAGUACUAUUUCUGGAGCAAUUCCAAUGAGGAAGCAGUUAGAUUAUUUCAAGGAAUAUUUGAGGAAAAUUAGAGUUCUUGUAGGAGAAAUUGAAGCUGAAAGAAUAGUGAAUGGUGCUUUGGUUAUUGUUAGUGCUGGGACUAAUGACUUUAUUUUUAAUUUCUAUGAUUUACCCAAAAGAAGGCUUCGGUUCAGCUUGAGUAAGUACCAAGAUUUUUUGCUAGGCAAGCUGCAAAGCUUUGUCAAGGAAUUAUAUGAUCUUGGAUGCCGUAAUAUUAUUGUAAAUGGACUGCCUCCAAUUGGUUGUCUUCCCAUUCAAAUGACAGCAAAAUCUCCACUUCUGAGAACUUGCAUAAAUAAAGAGAAUUUUGAUGCUCAAAUUUAUAAUCAAAAGCUUGAGCAUUUGUUACUUCAAUUGCAAGCGCAUCUUCCUGGAAUUAAAAUCUUAUAUAUAGACUCCUAUGCUUUUGUGUCGGACCUUAUCAACAAUGCACAGGAAUAUGGAUUUGAGGAAACAAAACGAGGGUGUUGUGGAAGUGGAUUAGUUGAAGCAGGACCAUUGUGUACAAGGCUGUCACCAGUGUGUUCAGAUCCCUCACAAUUCAUAUUCUUUGAUAGCAUUCAUCCAACAGAAUCUACAUACUACAAGGCUACUGACUACUUACUCAAGCAACUCCUCCCUAAAUUUGAAAAAUUCUAGUGUUAAGUUAUUUUAUUCAGCUAUUUCUUCAUCAAAAGAAUAAGUAAUAGAGAUCGCCUUGUAACUUUCUUGUUGCUCUAAGUAUCCCCCUUCAAUCUU